AGAAAUCUCACGAAACGAGACGUUAAGAGAGGGGAAGUCUGACCUGCAUUAAAUCUACUUACCUACUUAGUAAGUAUUUACACUUUGUGUCACCCACCAUGUUGAAGAAGGCUUAGGCACGUACACGUUGCAGCACUCCGUUGGAAUCUUCUCAGCAGUGAUAAGUACCUGCUGUGCUCUCAAUUCUCCUCGCUCUCGAGCGGGGUGGAGCACUUUUAUGUCUCCCUUUAUUCCACACCUGGGCAGCAUUCCGGAAAGCCAGCUUCACUCUUUGUCGUCGCACUCUCUGAACUCGCUCAGGCCUCUACUAAGAGUCUUACCUGAGUUGCCUUGAGUCCUUUCUUUUCGUUCAACGAAGCCAAUCGAAGAGCCUGACGAUGGCUGGGACUGCAGAACCUGAACCCAACAACGGCCAAUCGAAGCUCGCGGUGAUGGCACCGUACCGAUACGAGCUUGUUCCACUGCCAACCAGUGAGCACACAAGAGUACUCGUUCUGCAGCCCGGCCCCAACGAUGACGAGCGAUGCCCUCUUUCCGGAAGCCUAAAACUACUGGAUAUCGCCGACGCCGAUUCUGAGCCCUUCAAGUUUGAAGCGAUUUCCUACGUGUGGGGUCGGCCUAAAAAGAGCCGCGUCAUAAUUAUUGAUGGGCAGCUGCUACGAAUCACACGCAGCUUGCGACGUGCGCUCCUGCAGACCCGGCUACCCGAUCGACCCCGGCGGCUAUGGGCCGACGGAAUUUGCAUCAACCAGUCGGACGACACCGAAAAGGGGCACCAGGUUGCUGCGAUGGGCAGAAUAUACACGGCGUCGCAACGAACACUGAUAUGUCUGGGCAUGAAAGGCCAAGAACAUGCCCAGCAAGCUGCUGGCUUGGUCGACGAGGUGAACCUCAUGAUUCAAAAUGUUCGAAAAGAUCCCAAUUUCUUAAGCAAGCCAGGAAGUUUCCCUUUUCCAACAAAAAAUGAUACAAUUGUAGUUGAUUCUCACCGGCGGCUAGGAUGGAACGUGAUGUUAGAUCACCCGUGGUUCCGGCGAGGGUGGGUGCUCCAGGAAGCAUCACUUGGGCAUGAUGCUUGUGUCCUAUGGGCGUCCGUCCGAAUGAAAUGGACUGAUAUUCUGAGAGUAGACUAUUGGUUCAGCCGUAGAGGAUACCGUGCGAUCCAGUCACAGAACGGAGAAAGUCCACUUCUUCUGCCAUCGCAUCAUUCCAACAGUUUCGCUCGUCGCCGCCCAGAGGAGGCCACUUUGUUCGACAAAGACAUCACAUUUGCAGAUUCAGUAUCAACACUGGAGAUGCUGUUCGAAGAGCGGUGGCUCGAAUUAUCAGAUCCACGGGACAGGAUCUACGCGUUCAUGGCCUUGGACAACAGCGACAGGGUCUUUGCGGAUCUGCAGCUUGAGCCAGACUAUAAACGACCAUUUCAGGAGAUAUACCACGACUUUGCCGUCAAGUACAUAGAGAAGACCGGAGACCUGGAUAUUCUCUCCUACAUAAGGCACAACAAGGAAAGUCUGGCCAGUCCCACCAUGCCAGUGGCCGAGGCGAUCCCUUCCUGGGUUCCACGCUGGGACCUGGAUCCCAAAAUCACAUAUCCCCUCACGACAGAUAUGGGUGAACACCCGAAAAUAUUCACAUUCACAGAAAAUAACUCUAAUCUCCGAGUUCGCGGCUUGAUUCUAGGCUCUGUCGAAUAUUCUACCACACAAGAGCCGUAUUGCGAAUAUGACCAGAGAAGCCUGGCACUUCAGAACGUGAUUUCGCUCUGGAAGGAGGUCGUAGCGGCGUCAAGCAUGAACGGGGGACCAUACGACGGGCGGCAAGCCUUUGCCUUCUUCGAUGUGCUUUGCCCCUAUCACUAUGUUGGGACUUUCGAAGAGUGGUCAACCUGGCGCCAAGCAUUUGCGCAGCUUUUGCAAUCAUACAUACCGGGACCAGAGCCAGACUCGGCCAUCCCGGUCUCAAAGCGAAGCGAACCAGGAACAGAGAAGCCCUCGCUCAAGACACUGGCUGAGCACAUUUGGAUGAGAGGCCGUCGACGGUUCGUGUUAUUGAGCCGGGGAUACUACGGUUUAGCGCCACCGAUCACACAGGAAGGUGAUCGCUUCGCCCUCAUCUACGGCUGCGGGACACUUUCAAUCCUUCGCCCAGUAGGAGGAAAGCCUGGGUACUACAAAGUAGUCGGCCCUGUCUAUGUUGAAAGCAAGACGGUCAUAUGGCCCAAUGAGUCGAAUAUGAUGGGUGAGGAAGGCUGCCGCGAUUGGGAAGAGUGGGAUCUCACAGAGGAAGAGAUCAACCUUUGCUGAGAGGGCCCGAGCUGCACCUGGGCACUGGCAACCCCUUCCAUCAAUGUGUCGAGUCGUCUGAGCAGGCAUGGGGGACCACAGGAGCUACAAGUCCGUUCUCCCUACUACAGAUUAUAGCGCCAUGGUCGGACAUGUACAUCACCUACCCACUCACCUUGGGACAACAAACAGGCUCGUCUUCCUCACAGGCACCAGCAUGAACCGCAUCACAGACGGCGGUGCCUCAGGAACAAUGCACAGUUGCUAAGCUCAAGGAGGUCGUGGACUUCAGGAGACAGGAAGACUUCAUGGAUGCCGACGAGGAAGAAGACCUAUCUUGCCAAUCGGUACGGACAAAUACUACUAGGGCACGUAAUGCGGGCCAUGCGCCCUGUUGGACUCGAGCAAGUCUACACUCACUCCGAGUCCCGGACCUCGUGGUGGACCGGCCUCCUGGCUAACCUCUACUGCCCAAGCGGUGCCAUAUCCUGAAGUCUCGCUGCACGGACUAGAAUAACAACUUAAGGUGAAAAUUAAUGAACUCUUAAUGUUAGAGAUCGGAUAUUCGCACCCGAAAAAAUGGAGGGUACACCCAAGCCCAAGGAAUGAACUCCUAUGAGAUAACCUCCUAUUAGAUAACCUCCCAUAGGACAACCUCCUGAGGUCCUAUAGGACAACCUCUAAUGGAAUAACCUCCUCUAGGAUAACCUCCUUUAGGAUAAUAUCUUAUAAGACAA
Messenger RNA from Diaporthe batatas, 3022 nucleotides. RefSeq lists its product as uncharacterized. Bases 378 to 2306 code for a protein of 642 amino acids. The record is from RefSeq and is a predicted model, not a curated record. Lineage: Eukaryota; Fungi; Ascomycota; Sordariomycetes; Diaporthales; Diaporthaceae. The transcript has a single exon.